Messenger RNA from Prunus avium (sweet cherry), 3436 nucleotides. The record is from RefSeq and is a predicted model, not a curated record. Lineage: Eukaryota; Viridiplantae; Streptophyta; Magnoliopsida; Rosales; Rosaceae.
UUGAAUGCGUUUCCACGCACUUUGCGUAUCCAACUCACUCUCUCUCUCUCUCUCGCUUUCUCUCUCCUCAGUAGUUAAAACUGCGUUGACUCAAACAUUACCAAACUUUGAAUCCAACACACCGAAACUGAAACACCAACACCACCACCAUUUUCCCAAUUUUACCCCUCCCCUCUUUCCCCUACCUUCCUCCGCCGGUCUCUCUGCAACCCCCUAGCUCACUUUCGAACAGCUACCGUGGCAAUCCCCGUAAAUUCAACAUGUCCUCGGGGCAAAAUUCCACGCCUCUUUAGCUCAUGUAACAUAUUCUAGCUCUUUAUUUAUUUUUUUUUCUAGAUUUGUUUUUCUGUUUCUUUAAUUUGGGGGAGAAAUGAAGAGGCUGAGAUCCAGCGACGAUCUCGAUUCGUAUGGAAAGGAUCCGAAUCCGAACCCCAACCCGAACCCCAGUCGGACCUCCUCUUCUACCUCGCACAGAAGCUUCUACUACAAACCAGACACUGUACGCAAGGGUUUGCUCUCUUCCUCCUCGUCGGCGUCUUCUCUGGCGCCGGCUCGCUCCUACGAUGAUCGGGACUCGGCCGGCGCCGGCGGCGGGUCCAGGACCGCCCGGAAGAGGCCGGAGCAAGAGUUCGACGGGUUCGACCGGAGAAAAGGGCUCGAUCGGUAUAAUAGAGAUGGCGGAGGGUACGAUCGUAGCUCGAUGCACAGGUCGGAGAGCUUCUCCGUGUCCAGGCGAUCGCCGGCGGAGUUUCCGAAAGGGUUUCGAUCGGAGCGGGACCGGCCGAGGCGCGAAGGGAGCGGAGCGUUGUCGUGGCGGAGGUUUGGGAAGGAGUUUGAAGACAGAGGUGGGAAGGGGUUGAGGGAUGUGAGGUCGCCGACGUGGUCGAAUUCGAGAGAUUCGGGGAGCGAACAGUCUAGGGUUAGGUCUCCGGUGAGGAGAUUUAGGGAUGGAAAGGGGUCGAAAUCGGAGUCCAAGUCCAAGUCACCGACUUGGUCCAAGGACUCGGUGGGGAGUGAGCAGUCGAAGAGUGUUGAGGUGAGGAAGAGAGAGACGGAGGAGGUUCAGGUUGAGAGUGGGAGUAGGGCUAGUAGUGAAAUGGAGGAAGGUGAGCUUGAGCCUGAAGCUGAAGCUCAAGCUGUAGCCGGAGCUGGAGCUGAAGAAGGUGAAGGUGAAGGUGAAGGUGAAGGUCAAGCCCAAUUGGGUCCUGAAGGUGGAGCUGAAAUGGAAGAAGCCCGGGAUCGAACUGGGUCUGAUACAGAUACCAAUAGGGUUGAGAAGAAAGGUGAGCCUUUGGAUGAAGACGAGGUGAGGGAGGAGAAAGGUGAGUCUUUGGAUGAGGAAGAGAAUAGGGAGGAGAAAGGCGAGUCUUUGGAUGAAGAAGAGGUGAAAGAUGUGAGUAAAGAGAAUAUGUGUGAAAGGAAAGAUGAGGAAAAGAAAGAUGAGGGGUUGCCAAAUAGUGAGAACGAUAUGAUUGAUGAAGCUCGGAAUAUGGAAGGUCAUGAAGAUAGGGAUGGUGAAAAAGAGAGUUUCAGGGAAGGUAAUGAGUGCAAGGAGGAAGUGAGCAAGGGCGUGGCUGUGGAGAGGUCGAUGGAAUUGGAAGAGGGACCAAAGCAAGACAAGGGAAUAGACCUUGAAGUGAAGGCUGAGGAUGAUGAUGAUGAUGAUGAUGAUGAUGAUGAAAUCACCGAGUCGGAUAAGGAAGUAACAGAGGAGGAGGAGGAGAAUGAAGUGGUUAAGCUGGAUAUGGUCGAUGCGAGUGUGGGUCUGAGUCAGAAUUUUAAGGACAAAGGGAAAAGCGUGGCUGUGGCACCGGCCCAUAUGGUGGAUUCAGCAGAAGAUGGUGGGUGGAAUGCCAGAGAAUCCAGAGAACUACUAACUUGCAUGGACAAUGAUAUGGAAGGACCAAGCACUAGGGGUUUCGAGUUGUUUUCUACCUCUCCUGUUAGGAGGCAGGAGAAAGCUGAUCACUCUGGUGUUAGUAUGAAGGAUGAGAAGUUGGCACUUGAGCCCCUUGAUCUUUCGCUUAGCUUGCCUAAUGUUUUAUUACCUAUUGGGGCAGCUCCUGGUUCUCCUGAUCAAGCAAGGAGUGUUCAGUCUUUAAGCACUUUUCGUACUAACUCGGAUGGAUUUACUCAGUCAGUGUCUUUUUCAGGUUCUCAGUCAUUUUAUCACAAUCCUAGUUGUUCGCUAACCCAGAACUCGAUGGACUUUGAACAAUCGGUUAAAAGUCGCCCCCUUUUUCAGGGGAUUGAUUGGCAGGCACUGGCUCAGAAUGAGGCUAAGGGUAAAGAAGUUCCUUGGCAGGCACUGUCUCAGAAUGAGGCUAAGAGUAAAGAAGUUCCUUUGUAUCAAAGACUCUUGAUGAAUGGAAAUGGGUCUCAUCAACAACAGUCUCAAUCAUCACAAGGCGUUCAAAAUGGUCAAUCCGUCCAAGGGCAACAACAUCUUAGACAUCCUGAAGGAAGCUCUAAAAUGGCAAAUGGAUUGGAAAGGCAGCUGAGCUUCCAUAAGCAGUUGACAGGUGGACAAUCAAGGCACCAGGAAGAUGUUAGAUCACCUUCGCAUAGCGUUGGAUCUCAUGAAAUGGGAUCAAAUUAUAGUUUUGACAGGAAACGACUAAUGAGAGAGAAAAGUAGUGGUAGUUUAUAUAGAACUAGCAGCCAGAAGGAACAAGAACAGUUUCUCAUUGGUGGGGCUGAUUUUGUCGAGGCAAUCAUUGCCAGGAUCGUCUCUGAUCCAAUACAUGUAAUGGCCAGAAAGUUUCAUGAAAUGACAGGACAAUCCGCAGCACGUGUGAAGGAGACCAUUCGCGAGAUUAUGUUAAAUAUGGAUAAGCGCAUGCAACUGGUUGCAUUUCAGAAGGCACUGCAAAGCAGGUCUGACAUAACCAUGGAGACGCUACUAAAAGCCCAUCGUGUGCUGUUCCAAACACGAGCAGAUGAUGCAAGAAGAGAAGCUGAGGGGCUGAAACGCAUAGCGAUUGCGAAGAAUGAAAAAAUUGAAGAAGAAUAUAGGAGUAGAAUAGCAAAGUUGCGUUUGGUUGAGGCCGAGGAAAUGCGGAACAAGAAACUCGAAGAACUACAGGCUCUAGAUCGAGCGCAUCGUGAGUACUCAAAUAUGAAGAUGAGGAUGGAAGCAGAUAUUAAAGAUCUUUUAUUAAAAAUGGAAGCUACAAAGAGGAACCUUUCUUUGUGAUUUGGCAGAUCAACAGGGGUUUCUAUAGAACUUUCACUGUGGCCGGUGUUUGCAACCUUGCCCCCCGAUAAUUUUAUGUUGUAAUGUAGUUUUUAUGGCUAUCUUUAGGUUUAUUUCCAAAGUAGUUUCUGCUGUAUUUCUUCUUCUUUUUUUCAUUUUUUUUUUCACCACUAACCAGAAUCUGUACAGAGACUGCCCCAUCUCUCUUAAUGUUAUAAAACAGCUCCCAUUUAUUAUUCA